Molecule: messenger RNA, 616 nt
Organism: Colius striatus (speckled mousebird)
Lineage: Eukaryota; Metazoa; Chordata; Aves; Coliiformes; Coliidae
Gene: NRN1L
Product: neuritin 1 like
Exons: 3
Coding region: 43-519 (158 amino acids)
Biological process (GO): nervous system development; neuron projection extension
Cellular component (GO): plasma membrane
Source: RefSeq, a predicted model, not a curated record
GGCGGGGCUGGCGGAGCGCGGAGCAGACGGCGGGGCCGCACCAUGGGCCGGGGCUGCUGGCGGCUGCUGGGCGUCGUGUGGCUGCUGCGGCUCGCCGCGAGCCAGGAGCCCGACGGCCCCGCGGGGAGGUGUGACACCAUCUACAAGGGCUUCGCCGGCUGCCUCAUCAGCCUGGGGGAGAGCAUGGCCCAGAACGUGCGGCAGCAGCGGGAGGAGAGCGGCCAGGACGUGCAGGAGCUGGACACCAUCUGCAAGUCCUGGGACGACUUCCACGCGUGUGCCAACGAAGUGCUGUCGAGCUGCCCCGAGGACGCAGCCGCCAUCUGGGAGUCGCUGCGCCAGGAAUCCCGCAAGAUCCAGUUCCAGGGGAACCUGCAGGAGCUGUGCAGCGGCCGGGGCUCGCCCCCCGCACAGACCAACCCGGCUACGCUGCGGGGCUGGGCGGCCGCGCCGCGCCCGUGCCCGCCGGCGCUGCUGCUGCUGCCGCUGCUGCUCCCGCUGCUGCUGGCCCGUCACUAGCGCUGCCCGUCCCCCCGGGCAGCCCCGCGGGGCAGCGGCCUCUCCCGCAGCCACACAGAUGGAUUUAUAUUUAUAUUAAAAGACGCUUUUACAUUUG